AUGGCGGACUAUCAAUACAGUUCCCAAAGCCCCCGGCUUCGAUCUCCAAGCCAGCGAUCCUCCCAGACUCUAUCACCUCGCCAGCUCUUCAGUCCUAGAUCUCCCGUGAUCCCCGUCCCUCCUACCACACCCAUGACGCCCAUGACGCCCAUGACGCCCAUCAACCGCCAAUCUCCCCGAUCCCCAAUGUCCCCGCGCCGAACGGCUCAACUCCCAGUCGUCGAGGAAGAAGCCGACGAGACCAGACUCAAGCCUCAUCAUCUGAUCGCCGUCAUGCUCGCAAUCCUCAGUAUCUGGCUCCGAAUCGACUAUUCCCUCGCAAACACCGCGACCGGCCAGACGCCCGUGGUCUGCUACCUCCCUCUCUCCUCCAACCUGGAGAAGUGCAUCUCUUCGUCGACGUUCCGCAGCGCUCACGGCGGUCGGAAAGGGGUUACGGCAGACCCGUCGCACUCGUCUUCUCGCGCGCAGUCGUCUGAGAAUAGCGACUCGCCUCACUGGUUCCCCGAGUUGCCACCGGUGCACCACCCGAAGACCGGCUGGGUGAUCAGCGAUGGACUUGUAUUCGGGGACUACGUCGCGAUCCUCGAUGAUCUUGGAGCGAGGCUAGCUGAUAUCCCAGUCGCGCUGGUGAAGCAGAGCGGGUCGCUGACGGCACUGGUGAUGGCCUACCGCCUGCCAGAUGAAGCGUCCGAAGAGAAGUGGAAACUCGUUGGGAAAGAGGCCCACGAGAGGCAGCAUCGCAUCAACGGAGCGCUUUUUCGCGUCAGCGAGAAGAUCGGGCGCGUAGCUGACACGGCGCGGAUCUGGACCGCGAUGGCCCUGAAGAGGCUCCGCACGUCGGACUUUGGAGUCGAAGUGUCGUUCCAAGGGCCCGAGGUCACGACGCAGCAGAAGGUGGUUGCAGAUGCUAGAGCGACGUUUACGGCCAUGCUGGAGAUUUUUCGUCGGCUCAAGACGGAGGCCCUGGUGGAGACAGUGGGCGAGGCCCUAAGAGAUGUCGAGGGCUUGCAGGGUGAUGUCAAUUUGCUGGCGAACCCCGAUGGAAAGCUGCUGGAGGGUAAAGAAGUGAGGAAGCUGGGGGAGGGGGCUUAUUGGGAGAGGAAAUUGGAGAAAAUAAAGUCGACGAGUUUGAAAGUGGAGGAGGUCGUGGGAAUUGCGGAUUACUAUCGCAAAUUGGACGAGGCGUAUAUGGCUUUGUUCAAUAUUAGGAAUGCGCUGGUGGCGUUGCAGACUGUGUGGCGGGAGUUUGAAGAGGGAUUGGCGAGUGAGAAGCCGUUGACGGAGGAUUGGGAGACGCUUGAGACGCUGAAUGCUAGGGUAGAGGGGUGGAAGAGGUCGCUUGAGUCGUUGGAAGGGGCCAUGAAGGAAAAGCACCAGGAGGUUGCUAUGGAGUAA
Molecule: messenger RNA, 1398 nt
Organism: Drepanopeziza brunnea f. sp. 'multigermtubi' MB_m1
Lineage: Eukaryota; Fungi; Ascomycota; Leotiomycetes; Helotiales; Drepanopezizaceae
Source: RefSeq, a predicted model, not a curated record